Molecule: messenger RNA, 666 nt
Organism: Candidula unifasciata
Lineage: Eukaryota; Metazoa; Mollusca; Gastropoda; Stylommatophora; Geomitridae
Source: the annotation of a GenBank genome assembly
UUGAUAUUCCAGGAGGAAGAGAAAAAGGAGUGGUUCAAGGCUAUGGGGAGAAAGUUAAUAGGAGAUCUCCUGCUCAAAGCUGAUAGAGAUGUUGAGGAGUUCUACAUAAGUUAUGACAAAAUGAUGCAGUUUGUCAGUGUAGAGAGCAAUUGGCCUAUGAUUGAGGAAGAGCUGAGAGGAAGAGGGGUGCGCGUCAUGUCUUUCUAUGACAUUGUACUAGAUUUUAUCCUGAUGGAUGCCUUUGAUGACCUGGCCAAUCCCCCAUCGACCGUCAUCACUGUUGUACAGAAUCGCUGGUUGUCCAAUGGCUUUAAAGAAACUGCUUUGGCAACUGCUUUGUGGUCAGUGUUGAAAGCAAAGAGAAGUUUACUGAAGUUCAACGAUGGCUUCAUAUCUCACUUUUACUCCAUAUCUGAACAUACCAGUCCUCUGCUGGCAUGGGGCUUUCUGGGACCAAACACAGAGCUCAAGGAGCUGUGCUUGUUUUUCAAGGGCUUAGUUCUUGGCUUCAUCCAGGAUAUCUUCAGUUUUGAUAAGGUCAGGUUUACCACCGUCGAGGCUCUAGCAGAAGAUAUCCUCAAACUGGCAGAGCAGCAGAGUGAGAAUGCGGCAGAGAGGUUAAAAACUGGCAGUCCAGACAUCACACCAGUAGCUUCCUACUGUUGA